Papaver somniferum (opium poppy) is the source of this 2238-nucleotide messenger RNA. RefSeq lists its product as uncharacterized. The transcript has 3 exons. The coding region runs from base 1 to 2238 and encodes 745 amino acids. NCBI's taxonomy places the organism in Eukaryota, Viridiplantae, Streptophyta, Magnoliopsida, Ranunculales, Papaveraceae. The record is from RefSeq and is a predicted model, not a curated record.
AUGGGGAUCAAGAUUGAUAUGUCCAAAGCUUUUGAUAGAGUGGAUUGGAAAUUUCUUCAUACCAUUAUGACUAAAAUUGUCUUUGACUCUGAAUGGUGUAAAAAAAUUAUGCAGUACAUCUCCACUACUUCUUCAGUUGUCCUGAUAAAUGGCUCCCCUGAUAAAUUCUUUAAUCCCUCUAGAGGUCUCAGACAAGGGGAUCCUCUAUCCCCAUACUUAUUUAUUUUCUGCAUGGAAGCUUUGUCAAGAACUCUAUCUCAUGCUGAAGACUUGGGCAUCAUCUCUGGAGUAAAAAUCUGCAAGAAUGCUCCAUCUAUAAACCAUCUUCUUUUUGCUGAUGACUGUAUGGUAUUCUGCAAAGAAAAUCCUACUGAAGCCAAAAACCUCAAGGACAUCCUCAACAUCUUUGGAGAUACUUCUGGUCAACUCAUCAACUUCAGCAAAUCUGGUAUCUUCUUCAGCAAAGACACUGACCCAGCUCUAAUGCCUCAUAUCUGCAAUCUGCUAGGAGUUCAAGCUCUCCCCCUAAAUGACAAAUAUUUAGGCUCGCUUCUAUUUACUCACAGAAGAAAAAUCCAAUAUUUCAAACCAGGAGCGGAUAAGAUGAAAAGAAAUCUGUCAAGUUGGAAGAAUUCCCCUCUAAAUCCAGCUGGAAGAGAAGUUAUAAUAAAAUUUGUGACCUCCACAGCCAGCAUUUAUCAAAUGAACUGCUUCAGAAUACCUAAGCAAACUUUUCAAGAUAUGAAUAACUUACAAAGAGAUUUCUUUUGGGGAAAAAAUCUGGAACACCACACUGGGUUUUACCCAAAAGCUUGGACAGCUAUAUGCAAACCAAAGGAUCUUGGUGGAUUAGGAUUCAUGAAUAUGGAACUCUUCAAUAGUUCCAUGAUAACAAAAAUAGGAUGGAGGCUGGAACAGGAUAAGGACUCUCUCUGGUACAAAUUGAUGAAUGCCAAAUACUUAUUGGGGAGAAAUGUUCUAAACAUGAAUACCAAAGCCAAAGAUGGAGACUCAUGGAUUUGGAAAGGGGUUCUUGAAGGAAUUCAGAAUAUACAACACCACUGUACCUGGAGAAUAGGAAAUGGUAACAAAAUCAAAAUCUGGGAGGAUCUUUGGAUACCUAACUCAACUGACAAGCUCACAAAGCCUGCAAACUUCCCCACUGAUAUACAACUGCUUGCUCAUUUAAUGACAUAUCAAAAGGAAUGGAAUUUCCAACUCAUUCAGCAAAUUUUUAGUCCUGGUACUGCUCAAGUCAUUAGUGAUCUUUUUAUCCACUCCAAAGAAGAAGACAGCAUGCACUGGAAACUCAACAGCACAGGAAAAUUCUCUGUUAAAGCUUUGUACAAAGACAAAAUAGAGAACCUGUAUAGAAAUGAUCACACAACAAGAAACUGGGGAGCUAUAUGGAACUUGGAAGUGGCACCAACCAUUAAAAUCUUUCUCUGGAAAUGCUCUCAUGAAAUCCUCCCAAGUAAUGCUAAAACUACAAGCAUUCUCCACUAUAUUGACCCCAUAUGCAAAAUAUGCAAUAGUGGGGAGGAGACAAUGACACACGUGUUCCUCAACUACCCUGCCGCCACUGAUGUUUGGAAGCACAUGUUAGGUGGAAAUCAUGCUGCAGUGACAAUAUCUGCACUUAUGCAACCACUUGCUGGUGAAUAUGGAAGUCUAGAUGGGCAUACUUAUGAUACCGAUCCCCAAAUAACAACAACAAGAAAUUAUGUUGGGAUCCCUCCUCAAAAGCAGACUUUUGGUUUCUUAAUCAAAAUAUGCACUAUUCAGGAUCCUAACACUUAUCAGUUCUUCUCAGCACUAACUAUAACUGAUUUUGCAGGAAACUAUGUUGAUAGCAGAGGACACACAAGUCAAUGGGGAGCAGGAGGAGCCACAGGAGGAGCAGACUUAGCGUUUGAGUGGGCAGAGAAAAAGCAGCACAUGAACAUUGAAAUACAAGCUGAAACCAAUGAAAUUCUGGAACACUUCAAUGCUCUCUAUCUCAAAGCUAUAAAGGUAAGAUUCAGCAGGAACUAUCAUAAGGAAAAACAAACAUUGAAUGAAGCAACAGUCUUAAAUGUAAUACUUGUAUCUUUUGUUUUAAUGGGUCUUAAACUUCUUCAUAGAACCAAAAAUCUCCAAGCUCUAAACUUGGCUAUUACUUGUAAGAACCUUAGCAGUGGGUCUGAUGUUUUUCAAAACAAGGACACCACUAGCAUUGCUAUCAAUCUAUUACCUUAG